Messenger RNA from Belonocnema kinseyi, 938 nucleotides. RefSeq lists its product as uncharacterized. Bases 89 to 778 code for a protein of 229 amino acids. The record is from RefSeq and is a predicted model, not a curated record. Lineage: Eukaryota; Metazoa; Arthropoda; Insecta; Hymenoptera; Cynipidae. The transcript is spliced from 3 exons.
AAAUUUACAAAUUGUCAAAUUCAAACUGAUUUAUAUCUAGCUUAUUUAUCUUCAUCACUCAUAAAAACUCUAAAUUCAUUAGUAAAAAAUGCAGAUUGUACAUGAGCCAGCCCAUUGUAUUUGCUCUAAUAUCCAGUCACCAUUGGAUAAAAUCUCUGAUACACCUGCAAAAUUACAAGAAAAAUAUUACCAAGAAAUCGGAGCAGAGAUGCUUGGAAAUCAAUUAAUUAUAAGAAUAGAAAAAGAUAAAAAUAUGAAUAAAAAGAAACGAGGUCAGUGGGAACCACUUUGUGAUUGUGAGAUGGUAGAAAUUCGAAGACCUUCUCGCAACGAGGGUGCAAAAAUCGUUAACGCCGGAGAUAACAAUCAAAUUUUAUUUCGAAUUCAUUCCAAACGUCGUUUAAAUUACCAGGAUGAUCAAAAUUAUAAAUCCCAAGCAAUUGCAUAUAAGGUUGGAUCUACAGAAGAAGGGCCAGGUGAAAGCAAUAAUUGUCGAACUAUCACAGUUCAUCCCCAAUUAGGAGGGCCUGGAACACAAGAAGUUUUCACUGAUCACAUAACAGAAGGAAAUCAAGAUAUUUUUCUCCUGAGAAUUAAGAAAAAAAGCGAAAUUUCCAAACAAGUACAAAGAAAUAUAGAAGUUGAACUUUACACACCAAAACCUCCAGCUCCCCUUCCUCCUCCUCCACCAAUGGUUCCACCAACCCAGGAAGAAGUGCAAGAACAACCUACCCCCAAAGCACCUGAAAAAGGAAAAGGUGGAAAAAAGAAAAAGUGACAAAAUAAAUAUUUAUUUCGGAAGGAAUACUUGAAAAGGCAUUUGGUGAAAAAAAGUGUAAAAUUUUUUAUAAAUAGAAAAUGGAAUAGAAAAUUAUAGACACCUGAAAAAAUAAAAAUUUCAAUUCAACCACUUAAAAUAGAUGAUAUACUAUACAAUU